Messenger RNA from Colossoma macropomum (tambaqui), 2185 nucleotides. Its product is annotated as CMRF35-like molecule 1. Lineage: Eukaryota; Metazoa; Chordata; Actinopteri; Characiformes; Serrasalmidae. The coding region runs from base 320 to 1438 and encodes 372 amino acids. The transcript has 11 exons. The record is from RefSeq and is a predicted model, not a curated record.
UCCUGAUUAUGAUAGAUUUUCUCUAAAAAGUGAAAAUGCAAAUAAGAGGCUUUAAUAUACAUGCAGUUUCUUUAUAUGAUCUAUAUUCUGUGCUUCAUGGUCAAAAGCAGUGGACACUACUGAGUGAGUGUCAUUUAGUUAGUGUAUUUCUGAUGUACUGCACUCCUAAAUGAACACACCCUCUCUAACAGUGGUUUUAUGAGCUCAUUGUAAAUUUAGCAAACAGGAACUGAUUGGGCUGCAACAGUGACACCAACACAGCAGAGACACAGACAGCAAGAGAAGCUUCCAUUUUAUUCAAGAGAAGAACGAAUCUAACAUGGACCGCCUUUUGAUUUUCAGUUUCUUUAUUUCCAGCGUUCAAAGCACUAGGUGGUUAACUCUUCAAACUGGAGGAAAUGUCACCAUCCCAUGUCACUAUGAUAAUGAAUAUAUACAACAUAAGAAAUACUGGUGCUAUCAUGAUGGGGGAGAAUUCAAUUACUGUAAGAUUCUGGCAUAUGCAAAUACCACAAAGGAUAAAUUAACAGUGAUUGAUUAUCCAGCUCAGAGUCUCUUUACUGUGACUAUGAGAGAUCUGCAGAGUGGAGACACUGGAAUGUACUGGUGUGCUGUGGAGAUUGGAGGAAUAUUUUGGCCAGAUGUUAAAGAAGAUAUUUAUGUCACAGUAAACUCAGAUCCUGAUCUGUCUGUAGUGGAGAGCAGCGUGGGUGGUCAUGAAGGGGGCAGUGUCAGUAUCCAGUGUCUCUACAGUGCUGGAUAUCAGAAUGAACAGAAGCAGUGGUGCAGAUCGAAAGACUGGAGUUGCUACACAGUGGGGAGGACCAACACAUCCCAGAAUUCAGCAGUGCAGAUCAGUGAUGAUGGGAGAAGAUCCUUCAGUGUGGAGAUGAGUGAACUGCAGAAGAGUGAUGCUGGCUGGUACUGGUGUAAAACAAGAGAUCUACAGAUUCCUGUUAAUGUCAGCAUCAGAAGAGGAAAUGCAGAUUCUACGACGGUGGCUGGAAAUACAAAGACAGACCUCGAUGGAGGUAACAGGCUUAUCUGGGUUCUACUGGCUGUAGGCCUGGGGCUGCUGCUGAUUCUGGUCAGUAUUAUAACCUGGAUGUUGAGAAAGAAGUGCAGAGACUUGCUUCCAGUUUUUCAAAGAAAUCUGCAGGGAUAUUUUUUCACAGCUCCAAAGUUCAGUCUUAGAGAUGAAAAUCAAGCCAAGACCAGAGAGAAGAGCACUGACCCUGCAGUUGAGAUGGCCUCUACAACUGAAUGCACCGUGACGUACAGUAGCGUGACUGUUAAAAAGAAAAAGCCUUCAUCUGCACCGGCUCAUGAAAAUGAUGUGGUCUACAGCAAUCUAACCACAGCUACCGAAAAUAAAACUCUCGCUCUAGCAGUUAGAGAUGAUGAUGGGGUGAUCUACAGCUCUGUGGUCAACACGUAAGAGGCCAGAAAUGCUAGAAGUCACCACACGUCCUUCACAACCAACUUCUGAAAGAACACUCCGCAGGGAACUGUAUACCAUGAACAUAUGAAGCAGAGUGGUACGCAAGAGCCUUCAAUGAGGACUGAGUGCAAGGUGUGGUUCAAGCUGGAGAAGGCUCUCUGAUGUUCUGGGGGUGUUUCAAUUACACAGAAAUGGGUCCUUUGGUUGAGGUAACAGCGCAGUGUAUGGGGCUUUAAAAAUGAAUAGGGUUGUACAUGGUUAAAUGGUGGUGAAGCCUGCCAGAACUAAACCCAUUCUUGAAGUAAUUUCAAAAGAAGCUUCAUGUCAUCAUCAAUGAUGUAAUUUCAGGAGGACAACACAAGCAUCAAUAUGAGCUUUAUUGCCCUACUUACUUGUCACAUACUUCGAAAUGCCUGUUUCCGUAACAUUUCUGUUCAAUCUUUUGGUUGGUUAGUAAUCUGUUGUGUCUUUGAGUUAGUGUGGGGUUUUGUUUAUUAUUUUUGGCUGAGCCUGAAGUGUAACCGGUGAAAGCACUUGCAAUUUGUACAAUAUACUGUGAAGAACGUUUACCCUUUGUCUCUUGUUACACCUUACAUGCAUAAUCACAAAGCAUAGAGUUUGCACCACACCAUUCUGUGACAGGCUGACCUUGGACUAGACUAUUACAGGUAGUAGUGUGUUUGAGCAUGAUGGCCUUCUUUAAGAUGUUCAUCUUAAAUGAUGUGCUUUAUUAAUAGUUUUAAA